UUAUCGUUAUUUAUCAUGCGUGAGAAAUAAGAAUUAUGAAUUGCUAUCUAAAUAAAGUAUCAGGCUGUUAUACAAAACCGCAGACCUUCCGUUUGCAGACACAGGUGCGAACGUGAUCCGUAGCAGGGACGAAAUGGUAGAUUUUUAAACUCCAAUAUUUCACCUUUUUAACGCCCCGUCGGCCCUAGAAUGGCUCGGGCAAAGCAGACUACGGCAGCCCUAGAUGACACUGUGCCGCUAAUGUGCAUUUUCGAAGGGAUUAGCAAGAAGGAACAUGUGGACUAUAUAAUCAAAGUUCAGAGGGGGGCUAGUCCAGAAGGGUCUUGGCAGGUUGUCCAUAGAUACAGUGACUUUGCAGCUCUGCAUGCAGCAUUAGAGGUUUCAGGAAUUGAAAUGCCACUACCUCCCAAGAAAGUAUUUGGUAAUAUGGACACAACCUUUGUUGUUGAAAGGCAACAGGGCUUACAGAAUUUUAUGAAUUUUAUCCUCGGCAACCCUCUGCUUGCAAGACAUAUCUCAGUUAAAAAAUUUCUAGAUCCUGUCAACUACUCAGAGAAUUUCCAAGAUAACGCAACCCAGCAUGUGGCAAUGUUCCUGAGAUCUGUCCCAAACUGGGAGAUAGUGGAACCCCUACCUGACAUUGGUUGGAGAAUACAUAAAAGUUAUUUUCUUAUCAAGCCUACAGACGCAAGCAAGAAAGAUAUUAGGAACAUGUUAACAUGGACAUGCAAAGGUCCUGAUUUUGGUUUUGAAGAAAAGGAUUUUGAAGCAGUGUUAAAACUGCUUACUACAAUACAGCACCCAUAUAUAUACCCAACUGGUUUUACAUCCUGCUCUGCUCAGGGAGCUAUCAUAGUUAGAAAUUUUAUUCCAAAUGGAACUCUUAGAGAUAUCAUCUGCAAGGCUAAGCCAAAAACUGCCCAGCUAAAGAAAUAUGGAAGCCCAAAAUCUAGAGUUGUUAUGCCAAUUAAUCAAAUACAAAUAUUUGGGAAGCAGAUUUUAGAGGCAUUAAAGUUUUUGCAUGAUAAGGGAUUUCCUUAUGGUCAUCUUCAUACAGGGAAUAUUGUACUAGAAGGAAAUGUAUGCAGAAUACUUGAUCUGGAAAAUUCGCUGUUGGGGGUAUCACCCAUUCACAGACACAGAUAUGUUCCACACAAGAAAAUUCAGGAUAAAGAAUCAGAAGAUGUCUAUUGUUUCGCACAUGUGCUCUAUGAGAUGGCUUUUGGCGAGCCACUGAGGACAUCCGUCAUACAUGAAGUCCCUCCUACAUCCUCCCCAGACCUUAAAUCUAUACUGGAGUCCAUCCUUACAGAAGAAGUGGUUAAUAAGUCAGGGCUCCCAUCUGUGGAUGACUUGCUGAACUUGCCGUUUUUCAGUUCUGUCAGUCUUCCACCAACAGACAAGCCACAGUUUAAGAUCCCCAGUAAGCUGAAAGAGUGCAUCAGAAAUGUGAAGGAAAAAGCUGAACAAAGAUUAAAAGAAGAUCAGAAAUAUCUACGCCAAUUCCGGCGAGCAUCCAAGGCGCAUGCGCACCACAUGUGCGAAGAGGAGAAGAAGAAGCGAAAGAAGUCCGCAAAGAAGUCAAAGAAGUCGGACACCACAGCUCCAACUAUAAACUCAACAGGUGCUCCUCCAUCAUCUCCUACCCCCGCCGCACGGACGGCUGCCGCAGUGGGUCGUCCCGCCCAGCCUCCAGCGGCCCCACCCCCACCCGUACCUGCACCGCCACCACCAGUAUCACCUCCACCGCCCGCGGCCGCACCUCCCAAGACAGAGGGACGUGGCGCUCUUCUCAGCUCUAUCUCCGGGUUUAGCAAGACAGGCCUCAAGAAGGCGAUGACUAAUGAUCGCAGUGCACCGAAGGUUUAGGCAACGAGAGACUUACUGUUGAAUCAGUUGUAUAGCGACGCCGCAUUUUCAAAA
Nematostella vectensis (starlet sea anemone) is the source of this 1923-nucleotide messenger RNA. RefSeq names its product PX domain-containing protein kinase-like protein. Gene Ontology annotation, biological process: endosome to lysosome transport; early endosome to late endosome transport; protein phosphorylation. Gene Ontology annotation, cellular component: early endosome; late endosome; extrinsic component of endosome membrane. Gene Ontology annotation, molecular function: ATP binding; protein kinase activity; actin binding. The record is from RefSeq and is a predicted model, not a curated record. Lineage: Eukaryota; Metazoa; Cnidaria; Anthozoa; Actiniaria; Edwardsiidae. The coding region runs from base 190 to 1869 and encodes 559 amino acids. The transcript has 21 exons.